AUGGACCUUAAAUGUUCCGCAACUAGCAAAUCUUAUCCAGCUGGCCACUUACUCAUACUUCUAGAUUUUCACCGGUUUUCAGAUUCUCUACUGCAUGUACUCUACUUGAUCGGGCCGAAACAUGAUGAAAGGGGGAAUUUCCCCUUCGAUAUUGACAAAUGUGCUCGUCCAAAUAUCCUGUCUUUGCAGCCAUACCGAUGUGCGAGGGAUGACUACAAAGACGAUGGGACAAACGUGCUACUCGAUGCCAACGAAAACGCUUAUGGCCCGGGGUUGGAGCUGAGUCGCCCCAAUGAUCUGCCCAAGGGCGAGAUAAAGGCGCACGCGGCCAACCAUCCAAGCGAUAUUGAUUUCUUGGGUCUGAACAGGUAUCCAGAUCCCCACCAAUCCGAAUUGAAACAAGCAUUGUGCAGCCUCCGCAAUACUCAUCACCACACCAAUCGUAGCUUGAAGCCCGAAAACCUCUUUGUUGGACUAGGCUCAGAUGAAGCCAUUGAUGCUCUUUUGAGAUGCUUCUGUACACCAGGAACAGACAAGAUUCUUACAUGUCCACCCACGUAUGGCAUGUACGCGGUGAGUGCUCAAGUCAACGACCUUUCAGUCGUCAAGGUCCCCCUAGACACGGAGAAAGGUUUCGAUCUCCGCCCAAGCGCCAUCAACGAAGCUCUCUCAAAAGACCCAGCAAUCAAGCUUGCUUAUUUCUGCUCUCCCGGCAAUCCUACCGGAAAGUUAAUCUCAAAAGUAGAUCUUCAGCAAGUUCUUGAGCAUCCGAGUUGGAACGGAGUUGUUGUGCUCGAUGAAGCCUACGUUGAUUUCUCGCCAGAGGGGUCAAGCUUGGCCGAAUGGGUUCUAGAGUGGCCGAAUCUGGUUGUUAUGCAAACAUUGAGCAAAGCUUUUGGCUUAGCCGGGAUACGUCUCGGGGCUGCCUUCACCUCGCCACCUAUUGCAAGAUUACUCAACAACAUGAAGGCGCCGUACAACGUCUCGAGUCCAACAAGUGCCCUAGCUUCUGCCGCGCUUAAGCCUCACAGUCUUGCGGUGAUGAAAAGCAACAAAGAGAAAAUAUUGCAACAGAGAGAUAGAAUGAUAAAGAAACUUCCACGGAUACCCGGUGUUGGCCAAUUUUUGGGAGGGUUUGAUGCGAAUUUUCUCCUUGUGGAGAUCCUAGAUCGACCGCGGGAUCAGGGAGGGCAAGCAAGUAAUGAGGCUGCUUUGGCACUCUAUGAGAAGCUGGCAGAAACGAAAGGUGUAGUGGUUAGAUUUCGAGGGAAAGAAAGUGGCUGUGUAGGGUGUCUUAGAAUCACGGUAGGAACGGAGCAUGAAGUAGAUAGACUAUUGGAACAAAUGAGAUUGGCGAUCGAGGGCAUGUUUGAGGCCAACGGAGAAUCUAAGAAAGCGGAGGAGGAUGCUGCAGAAGCCAAAGCGAAUGAUAUCAUCGCAUAG
Bacidia gigantensis is the source of this 1443-nucleotide messenger RNA. RefSeq lists its product as uncharacterized. Lineage: Eukaryota; Fungi; Ascomycota; Lecanoromycetes; Lecanorales; Ramalinaceae. The coding region runs from base 1 to 1443 and encodes 480 amino acids. Gene Ontology annotation, biological process: L-histidine biosynthetic process. The transcript has a single exon. The record is from RefSeq and is a predicted model, not a curated record. Gene Ontology annotation, molecular function: L-histidinol-phosphate:2-oxoglutarate transaminase activity; pyridoxal phosphate binding.